AUGUCAAAACAAAUCUGUCUACAAGAGUUCGACGACACAUUCACCUUGUCUUACUCCGAGAAAACCAAGGGACCCGAGAAUCCAGAAUUCUUCAUUCCCUUCACGCUUGACAUCAUCAUCAAUGGUCAUAAGCUCGAUAGCUCCAAUCACUGCCUGGAGAGAAUUCUGGCAGCAUUAUUGAAAUCAUCAUUUUGGAAACAAAUCUUCUUCGAGAUUGAUACCCUGGCCACGAGCAAUAGCUCGGUAUCUCUCCACCUUAAGUGCAACCUUUUCAGUGACAUCUUGGGCGAUUUCAAGCAUGCCAACAAUGUAGCAAGCAUCGAAUGCCUUCAUCUUGUCUACAGAUACGACACGCCUUGCCCGCUGGUGUAUUACAGUUGUUUGUUCAACAACCUCCAGUAUUCACUCACGUCAUUGAUGCUACACUUGGAAGCUGAGUACCCGUUUGCCUUCUCAUUCUACGGGAAACACCUUUUCGAAAUCAACUAUCAUUCCUUACUACGCAUCUUUACCGAGCUAAGUACGCCUCUUCAGGGGCCCGGAGAACCGGAUCGGGCUGAGAUACUACGAAUGGUACUUGAGAAGCUCCGUUACUUCAUGCUCACAAAGUACAACACUGUGGAGUUGAUGAAAGAAUGUGCCAAAAGCUCUUAUCGUUUACAGCAAUGCCGCAAUUCUAUCAAGCGGCCGCGAGAGCUUGAAGAUAAGCGGUUACUCCGGAAUAUUGCCUUGGUGUACAGGGUUCUUCACGAUCCGAUUCAGAAAAGCGAAUGA
Candidozyma duobushaemuli is the source of this 774-nucleotide messenger RNA. RefSeq lists its product as uncharacterized. NCBI's taxonomy places the organism in Eukaryota, Fungi, Ascomycota, Pichiomycetes, Serinales, Metschnikowiaceae. The transcript has 2 exons. The record is from RefSeq and is a predicted model, not a curated record. Bases 1 to 774 code for a protein of 257 amino acids.